AUGAGAGAUACAACCUCAAAUCAUCGGUAUGAUAAUCCAUCAUCCAUUUAUUCCCCUACGGAACUCAUUCAUUAUUCACGCGUUUCAUGCUCGUCAUUACAAAAGGCCCUUCCAGGGACCCAAUAUAUUACCGACGAGUUUCUCGAUAACAUAUUGAACUCCGUAUUGACAAGCGAAGAGAGAAGGGAGUUUGAGUCAAAAUCUUUUCUCUCACUAUAUGAACUCAUAUCUCCCAACAAUCGAAAUAAUCGUAAUGCCAAACGUCACAAGAAUAGUUUUCUGAUCUUUAGAAAAGAUUAUCAGGCAAGAAAGGUAGCGGAGCUCGGUCCAUACGGAGGAUCUCGAGUCAAAGAAAUUUCCAACGGAGCUGGUUCCGCUUGGAAAAAAUUCUCACCAGAGGACAAAUACAUGUAUAUACAACUUUCUUUAUGCGCCAAAAAGCUGCAUAACAAAUUGUGGCCAAAUUGUAGCUCCACGAAAAAAUACGCUAAUUACGGUUACGGCGAGAUCGGCGAACAGUAUCUGACGACAUUUUUGAAAACGCCGACCAGCCGAUCACCUUCUGAUCAUGGACCAAAUUCCAAUCAAAUUCCCAAUGAACUGACAUCAAGUAAUCGCGGAAGUGCCAGUAUCACAAGUAAUAGAUUUAUCGAACGAUGUCGGUCAGGAAUUCAGUUGAACAUUAAUACUUUAUCGUCCUACGAUAAGUCGCUCGUUAACUCAAUUAAUAAGAAUGUUCGCAUUUGA
Messenger RNA from Acaulospora morrowiae, 747 nucleotides. Lineage: Eukaryota; Fungi; Glomeromycota; Glomeromycetes; Diversisporales; Acaulosporaceae. The record is from the annotation of a GenBank genome assembly.